CUACGGCUCAUUGAUGGAGAGCGGGCAGUUGCCUGAAGUUGGAGGGCCAAGUCAUGCCCUCUAGGCUGUGCUAGGGCUGCUGCCUUCCAGCUGGGCCAUCUUAUCUGGAGUGUCUAUGUGGCAGGCCUUCCAAAGCCCCAGUGGAGAAGGAGGCCCUAUAGACGGGAGGCUGACAGUGUGGGGUGGAGACCAUGCUCCCUUUGCGGGAGGACAGCCAGGAAGAGGGCGUCUGCCCCAUCUGCCAGGAACACCUGAAGGAGGCAGUGAGCACCGACUGCAAGCACCUCUUUUGUCGAGUGUGCCUGGCCCAGCACGUGGCGAAGGCCUCGGCCUCCGGAAUCCUCUGCUGUCCCCUCUGCCGGAAGCCCUGUUCCGAGGAGGUGCUGGGGGCAGGCUAUAUCUGCGACAGCCACCAGAAGAAGGUGUGCUGGUUCUGUGAGGAGAGCAGACUUCUUCUGUGUAUGGAAUGCCUGGUGUCCCCUGAACACAAGUCUCAUUGUGAGCUGGCCAUUGAAAAUGCCAUCAGCCACUACAAGGAACGACUCAACCGCAGGAGCAGGAAGCUCAGAAAGGACAUCGGGGAACUUCAGCGGCUCAGGGCUCAGGAGUCAGAGAAACUGCACGCUGUGCAGUUUCAGGUAGACUGUGGGACUGACAGGCUGGAGGCUGAGCUGGGGAGCCAGCACCAAACUAAGAGACAGCUGGAUACCCUCCCUCAGCAGUGGCCAGACCACCUGGAGGACAUGCCAGCAGAGGUGUCCAGAAUCUUUGACAUCUCCACGGCAAUAACCCAGCUCAGCAACCUGGUCACUGAUCUGGAGAGGACAGCUAAGGAACUGAACGCCAACACACUGAAGAAUGCCAGUGACUUAUUGGACAGGAGUGCUCCACAGAAAUUAGAGGCUAUUUAUCCUGAGUUAGAGAAAAGAAUCAGCGAAUCACUUCUUCAGUCAUCCUCAGCAGUGCCGACCUGUUCAUCCCUGGACGACGUCGUCUCAGACUCAUCUCAGCCUCCUCACUCUCCUUCCUCCAACCUGUCUGGCCUCCCAUUAGGUCUACCUAGUGCACCUUCACACCUUAUGACCUCCUUUCCUCAUCCCCACAGACAUGACCUGGCGCCUGACCCUCUGACACUUGGACGAUAG
Messenger RNA from Ceratotherium simum simum (southern white rhinoceros), 1145 nucleotides. RefSeq names its product tripartite motif containing 40 (gene TRIM40). The record is from RefSeq and is a predicted model, not a curated record. Gene Ontology annotation, molecular function: zinc ion binding. NCBI's taxonomy places the organism in Eukaryota, Metazoa, Chordata, Mammalia, Perissodactyla, Rhinocerotidae.